Messenger RNA from Misgurnus anguillicaudatus (oriental weatherfish), 1741 nucleotides. The record is from RefSeq and is a predicted model, not a curated record. Lineage: Eukaryota; Metazoa; Chordata; Actinopteri; Cypriniformes; Cobitidae.
UUCUCUUCCUGUGGCUCUUUAGCGUUGACGUCCCCUAGCGUGUGCUAAGUUUCUCGUUCAGUUAACACUUCCUUCCUCCAUCAUCAUGAGUUACUACGCACCACAGGCAUCUCACAUCUCCUUCACACGGUCAAUGCCAGCAUACCGUGCUGCCAGCACAUAUGGCGGGGCGGGAGGUCAAGGUACGAGGAUCUCCUCUGCAUCUUCCAUGUCUCUCCGUUCUGCCCCUAGAAGUGGGGGCAUUACUUCUUCCAGCGCCUACAAGGUGAGCUCUGCAGGCAUGGGCGCCGGCUCCGGAGGGUCCCUGAGAGCGAGCGCAGGGUCCACGGGGCCAAUGAUGGGCGAUGAGAAAGGCCAGAUGCAGAAUCUGAACGACCGUCUGGCCUCCUAUCUGGAUACGGUGCACAGGCUGGAAAAGGAGAACGCCACACUGGAGCAGCAGAUCAGAGAGGUCCUGGAGAAAGGAGGUCCAGAAGCCCGAGACUAUAGCAAGUACAAUGCCAUCCUGGAUGAUUUGAGGAGGAAGGUUUUUGAUGCCACUGUGGACAAUGCUAGUCUUGUUCUUCAGAUUGACAACGCUCGUCUGGCCGCAGAUGACUUCAGAGUGAAGUUUGACAAUGAGAUGUCCAUCAGACUGUCUGUUGAAGCAGAUAUUGCUGGUCUGAAAAGGCUCAUUGAUGAGACAAAUAUGGGUCGUCUGAACGUGGAGAGUGAAAUUGAGUCCUUGAAAGAAGAGCUUCUUUUCCUCAAGAAGAACCAUGAUAAUGAAGUUGGAGAGCUACGAAACCAGAUCACCCAGUCAGGUGUCCAGGUUGAUGUUGACGCCCCUAAGGGCCAGGAUAUGGCUCAAGUGAUGGAAGAAAUGAGGGCCAACUACGAAAAACUUGCUCUUAAAAAUGCAGAAGAACUCAAAAUGUGGCAUGAAAACCAGAUCUCAGACGUUCAGGUGCAGGUAGCUCAGAACACAGAGGCGUUGCAAAGUGCCCAAAUGGAGAUGAACGAUCUUCGAAGACAGAUUCAGACUCUAGAGAUAGAGCUCGCUUCCCAACAAAGCCUGAAAGCAUCACUUGAGGAUACAUUAAGGAACACUGAGCAACGCUCAAAUAUAGAGGUGGAAAAGUCCAAUAACAUCAUAUUACAGCUUGAAUCUGAGCUAACACACCUGAGAUCAAACAUCACAGAGCAGGGGCAGGAAUAUGAAGCCCUGCUUAAUAUAAAGAUGAAACUGGAAGCAGAGAUCAACACAUACAAGAGACUCCUUGAUGGAGGAGACUUCAAGCUCCAGGAUGCACUAGAAGAGGACAGAGAUUGAAAUCACAAAUGCCGACUUUGAAGAGAACAACAUGCUGAACGUGGAUCAAAACAUUUUGGCACUUGAGAUUCAAAUAGAAAGCAUUCAAAUGAAACCUGUGGCAAAUCGCUUUAAUCUUUUUCUAUUGGAAAAUCCACUUUGAAUUGACCUGACCAUCUAUUCAGCGCAGAUUUCUGGACACGUUUCAUCUCUUUUAAAGUUACUUUCUCUCAUCAAAGACUGUUACACCCAACACACGCCAAGCAAUGUGCGAGUUACAUAAAAGCAACAUUACGGCAUUACUGGUGUAUUAUAAAACUUAUAAUACGUAUUAUAAUGCCACAUCAUUGUUCAAUUAUACAGUCUUGUUUAAAAGCACAAACAUGAAAAUGUCAAGAGAAAUGUGAAGAAUUUUGUGAGAAAAAGUAAUAAAAUGAUUUCUACAGUGAA